AUGGAUGUCUCGGAGAGUCGCUUCCGCUACAGGACAAAACGUCACCGGAACUUUGGGUCUUGGGGCCGUGGAACAAUCCGGAAAACAAAACCGACAAGAUUUAAAACAACAUCUGCUCCAUUUCCAUCUAACCGAGUUAUCCGUCAAGAUGAAUGCGGGAUUAUUGUCGAUAAACUCCCCAAGAAGCGUCCACCAGGCCCAAUUUGCCUGAGAAUGAGCGAUACUCAAAAAUUAGCCAUGCUGAGAGAAGUUGGAGGGUACAUUCCCCGUUAUAUGGCUCUAAACAGAAAGCAUGCAGAGAAAUUUGAGGAUCUAACCUUGGAUCGAUUACCUUUACCGAGUAAUGUAUCCAGUUCGCAAACAAAUGCUUCGAUCCCCACUGGAACUCAGAGUGACGUCAGAAGCAAACGUACGGUAGAUGACUCGGUAACUUUUAUACAACAAUGCCGAGUCGCUGGUGUGGACCCGGAAAUUGGACUAUUGCGCCUGUGUACUGAGUGCUCAGCGUUUACCGAGCUGCCGGCAAAUGUUUUCCCGCGUUUUAUCAAUGAAGUCGUUUGCAAUUUUGGCUUGCCACCAGCGGUCAACGGGCCAGAUUGUUUUAACCGCAUAGGAUUUUGCCAACAAGGAGUAAUCAGACUUAAUUUUCUUCGAUCAACAGGGGAAUUUGAGGAAGAUGAUGAUGACGAUGAUGUUUUUAUUGAGGAAUUGGAAACAUUUGAACGGGAUAUUAGGACAUGCUGUCAAUGUCGAGCGUUCACUUUUAUCGGCAUCGGCUAA
Messenger RNA from Porites lobata, 780 nucleotides. NCBI's taxonomy places the organism in Eukaryota, Metazoa, Cnidaria, Anthozoa, Scleractinia, Poritidae. The record is from the annotation of a GenBank genome assembly.